CGCGGGUGUCCGGGCGCGGAGCCGCCGGUGCCGGAGCCGCCGCGGGCAGCGCAGGCGCCGCCGGCCCGGGCAGCGCCCGCCCCUUCCGCUUCCUCCGGGCCCCGGAGCCGCCGCCGGAGCCAUGAUCGGGGAUCUGCUGCUCUGCGGGACGCUGCUGGUGAACGCCGGUGCCGUGCUCAACUUCAGGCUGAGGAGGAGGGACACGGAGGGAUUCGGAGAGGAGCCGAGGGAACCCACGACCGGUAACGGAGGGGAUGCGGCAGCCGGGCACAGCCCUGCCCUGGGCCGCCAGGACUCGCACAGGACCGGGCUUUUCUGGAGGAAAUCCUGGGCCAAACCACAGUUUUUCCACCCCUUUUCGUUUGAUGUGAAUUGCUGUGGGGCUGGAAUAACUGGCUUAUUAACUUGUAAACUGGGAUGUUCUGAAACCAGAACAAACGCACAAAAAGCACAUUUCUUGCAGCAUUUUUGACUGUAGGUACCUGUGCUAUAGAGGUAACACUGCUCACUCCCUGAUUGCCUUUUCCAUGUGGAUACACCCGUGUUGCUCCCUUGUAGCUCUGUUUGCUAGUUUAAAACCCCAGGAAGCCUUUGAACUACAACUCGUCUUCCCUUUUUUGCAGUGUGACCCCUUUUUAUAAUUUUUUGGUCAUUUUGCCACGUAUCCUUAAGAAGUUGCACUGAACAGAGCAUCCAUCCUUCACCUAAAACCUCAAAUUUCAGUCUGAACUUUUUGUUGUGUUUUUUUGUUUUUUUUUUUUCCUCUCAAAGUAGCUUGUGUUUUUCAGGCAGUGCUGAAAAUGUGAUUGUUGGGUGUGUUUUUCAUAUCCAAAAGCUUCUCCUCUUGAU
Messenger RNA from Poecile atricapillus (Black-capped chickadee), 849 nucleotides. It is a transcript of the gene SMIM7, whose product is annotated as small integral membrane protein 7. The transcript has 3 exons. The record is from RefSeq and is a predicted model, not a curated record. NCBI's taxonomy places the organism in Eukaryota, Metazoa, Chordata, Aves, Passeriformes, Paridae. The coding region runs from base 122 to 472 and encodes 116 amino acids.